Messenger RNA from Emiliania huxleyi CCMP1516, 619 nucleotides. RefSeq lists its product as hypothetical. Bases 35 to 337 code for a protein of 100 amino acids. The record is from RefSeq and is a predicted model, not a curated record. Lineage: Eukaryota; Haptophyta; Isochrysidales; Noelaerhabdaceae. The transcript has 3 exons.
CUCGGCCGACGGCAAUGGCGCGAAGGGCGUGGCGAUGUCCGCGACGCUCGUGCUGUUCGGAGGGUCGACGACAGGGAUGCUCGCGUGGGUGUCCGGCACCUACGUCCUCGGCAUGAGGGCCUUGCCGGGCAAGAAGGUUGCCAUCGACACGCCGACCUUGCUCGGCGGCGUCCACACCACUGAGUGUGACUGGAGCGAGAUCGGGCGGCCCGGCUCAUACCACCCGUUCUCAACCUUUGGGGCCAAGGGCGCCGUCUUCUGGCUCGACGAGGACGGCACGCUCGUCGACCCGCAGGUGUUGCAAAAGAUCGAGGCUGCGCUCAACCGAGACUACUGAGAGGGGUGGCUCGCGGAUGCGCGUUCGGUGAGAUUGCACGUGCUCUUCCGAGGGCCAACCGCACACGCGCGCGAGAGUGCAGAUUGUUGUGGUGUGUGGGGCAGACUCCGAUAGCGAUAGCCGCGUGCCUGGCCGCACCCUUGAUGUCUCCUCACUCCUGUCUGCACGCGAACCUCCAUCCCGACGCACUCUAGUAGAGAUCCGAGCCCCGAGCCGGCGCGGGUGGCUCUCUGAGCUCCACGCACUCUCUUCUUUUUGCUGUCAAGUCCUUGCAAAUUUCAA